AUGGCGCCUACCGCGAUUGAAGCAGAAGUUCCCAUCCACACGAUUACCAAGGGUGUGUCGUACCCUGAACCGUUAAAGACAACCUCAGCAUUGGACAACUAUGAGUCGUUCGACGUCACGCCCAUAAUUGGCCGCGAGUUUCCCAAGGCAAAUUUGGUAGAGUGGCUCAACGCUCCUAACUCUGAUGAGCUAAUCCGUGACCUCGCCAUAACAAUUUCUCAGCGUGGCGUCGUGUUCUUCCGGGCUCAAGACGACCUGACCAAUGAAUUGCAAAAGCAACUCAUCCUCCGGCUCGGAGAACUGACGGGCCGGCCCAAGGAAUCCGGGCUCCAUAUCCACCCAGUUCUUAACUCUGAACGAGAACUGGGUGGGUCCGAUCCCGAGAUCAGCACUAUCAGCUCCGUGCAGCAUAAGAAGUACUACCGCAAGCCUUUGGAGGGCGAGGAGCUCAGUCCCAAGAAGCAAAGCACUGCUCAGUGGCACAGCGAUAUUGCUUUCGAGCCUGUCCCAGCCGAUUACUCAUCUCUGCGCCUUGUUCAGCUGCCAAAGACUGGCGGAGACACGUUGUGGGCAUCUGGUUACGAGAUUUACGACCGCCUCAGUGCCCCCUAUCAAAAGUUCCUCGAAAGCCUCACUGUGACCUUCGAGCAACCUGGCUUCGCUCAAGCCGCUGAGCGCGGUGGCUUCACUUUAUAUGACAAGCCACGCGGAAACCCAAAGAACAUCGGCAGCGUACUCAAAGCCAUUCACCCUGUUGUCAGAACCAACCCUGUUUCCGGGUGGAAGAGUGUCUUCCCUGUCGGCGGCCACGUUAAACACAUCAACGGCGUCACCUCGGAGGAGAGCAAGCACCUUCUUGACUGGUUCCUGGACCUGCUGCAGAAGAACCAUGACCUUCAAGUCCGCUUCAAGUGGCAGAACAGCAAUGAUAUCGCCAUUUGGGACAACCGUAGCACCUUCCACACCGCAACUUUUGACUAUGAUGAGCAGGGAGACAGAUUUGGAAACAGAGCAGUCGGAAUCGGCGAGGCACCUUAUCUUGACCCUAACAGCACAGGGCGACGAGAUGCUCUGGGACUUUCAUACAUUACUGGUCCCUAA
This is a messenger RNA of Colletotrichum truncatum, 1101 nucleotides long. Its product is annotated as alpha-ketoglutarate-dependent sulfonate. Gene Ontology annotation, molecular function: 2-oxoglutarate-dependent dioxygenase activity. NCBI's taxonomy places the organism in Eukaryota, Fungi, Ascomycota, Sordariomycetes, Glomerellales, Glomerellaceae. The record is from RefSeq and is a predicted model, not a curated record. Gene Ontology annotation, cellular component: cytoplasm.